AUGACAGACUACAAAUCCAUCAAACGCGAAAUCGUUGCUCGAGCAGUGAAAGAAAAAAGAAACCUAAUCGAAUUGAAUGAAAUGUUCAAACAAGUCAAGAGGACAGCUGAGGGCGACAGUGCAUAUGAUAUAACGCCAUAUCAGAAGGCCGAGAUCAUCGAGCGCACUGUUUACGAGUUGUUUUUCGACGAGGAAUUUCCUGAAAGCUUUCUUUGCUCGGAGAAAGCCAUGACAAGCCCUGCGAUGACCACACCUAGUACGAACACUAGACCGUUAAAUCUAUCGACCGCGGUUCUAGCUGGUCAAGCUAUACCUGCAGGAGUCACUGCCGUUGAGUGCGAAACGGAUGAUUCUAAAGAGACACCCCCAAAGCGUGCCAUGUCAAUCGCACCGACAGAUGCAAAAAGAUCCUACAAUAUUGACAUUAACGGACCAGAUCCAGAGAUCAACAAGUGGAAGAGACGAUCAUGCAAUUGGGGACACAUCAUGGAAACGGCUAGCGAAGAACAUGUUGCCUCAUCAUCUCAACAUUCUAAGAGACCACAAUAUUAA
This is a messenger RNA of Sclerotinia borealis F-4128, 552 nucleotides long. The record is from the annotation of a GenBank genome assembly. NCBI's taxonomy places the organism in Eukaryota, Fungi, Ascomycota, Leotiomycetes, Helotiales, Sclerotiniaceae.